Molecule: messenger RNA, 951 nt
Organism: Paramecium sonneborni
Lineage: Eukaryota; Ciliophora; Oligohymenophorea; Peniculida; Parameciidae
Source: the annotation of a GenBank genome assembly
AUGACUAAAAUUUUAACUAAAUAGCUUAUCAUUUAGAAAGCCAAAACAGAUAUCAUCGAAAAUAUUAAAUCAAUAAACUUAUGGGGAAAUGAUUUAGAAGAAAUAUCUUUUAUUAAAGAAUUGAUUAAUUUAGAGCUUGCUUAGUUAGCUUCUAAUAAAAUUAAUACUCUUAUAGAUAUAGUUAAAUGUUCACAUCUCAAAGAUCUAAAUUUAAGAAAUAAUAUGAUAUCAAAUCUUGAAGAACUUCCAUUAUUAAAAUUAUUACCAAAUUUGAAAUCAUUAACACUUUUCGAUAAUCCUAUAUCUAAAAAUCCAAAAUAUAGAUACAAAAUACUAAAAUAUGCUGUUUAAUUAGAAAAAUUAGACGAUAUAAUUAUUUCAUAAGAAGAAAGACAAAAGGUAUUAUAAGAGGAAGAGAAAGAAAAAGAAAAAGACAAUUAGAAUAAAUUAAAAAUAUGCGAAAAAAAAUAAAAAAUAUAGAAAAUAGAUUCUAAGAUCUCGAAAAAAAAAUCUCUUGACAAAAAAUCUAAAUAGAAAGAAAGUGAAGAUUUUAAAUUAGAUAUAAAUAAGAACUAAAAAAAUUUGAAACUAUCAUAAGGAACUAAAUAAAUCUUGUAAAAUUAAUAAUAAGAAAUAUAAUAAUCAAAAUUAUGUGAUUAAUAGAAUAUCUAAUUUACUAAUGAAAACAAAAAUGUGGGAAUGCUACUUGAAAAAAAUGAAACCUCAUCAUUAAAGUUUAAUAAUAAAAUUUAAGAAGAAGCAAUUCUAUUAACAAUGCUACCUUAAACUUCUUAACAGAUUCAAGGCUGCAAUAAUAAUUAAACAGCAUCUUCUGAAACUUCACAACAUAUUCUUUGCGCAAUAAUAUCAUUAUUGAAAUCAUUAUCAGAAGAAGAAUAUGAAUUUUUAAAAAAAGAAGUAGAAAGCAAACUAUUCAAAGAUAUAUCAUGA